AUUAAGCUGUGUAAACCAAAGAUAUGUUAAGAAUUACUAAUAUAUAUAUAUCUUAGGAUGCCAUAAGCAGUACGUUUAGUCUGCAUUGUGCUACUAAGGACGCUUAAUGUAGAGGUCACAAUCAGAUUGAGUUUUGUUUCUGCAUUCGCUGCUGUUUUGAUGCAGUGACGUCACGACGCGUUUAUAUGCACUUUCGUGAUAUGCGCGCGCUGGUACAAACGCGCGUUCGCGUGGUCAAAGACGAUUAGGCGCCAUAAAAGCGACAACACAUCGCUUUUAUUCAUCGAGCUUUGUUUUUAUGCGAUUUUAUUCAAUUAAUAGUUGUAUAGAGAGUGCAUGUUUCCACCUGCAAGCACUUAACAUGUUAUUUUUAUCCACUGUUCUUGCUAGAGAUGUUCCCUUGACACCUGCAUCAUGUUUCAAAUACAUAUCUCUACUCAACCCCCCCUCACAUGCACUAUGGCCACUUAAGAAGUAACACCCUUUAACAUUUACCCUACAUGAGGUCUGUCUGAGCACAGUGUUGAAAUCUCUUCAUGCACAUCACAGUGAAUGCCGGCUGAAGAAAACCUCCGUUCAGCUUUGAGGAACCAGGAGAGGAGCUGAAAACAGAAGCCGGAUGAAAUGAUCUUGACCUGUGGAUCAGUUUUGGAAUGUGUCGUAAUCUAGGUUAUCAGAUCUGAUAGAUUUCAAGUGCUCCAUUUCCCCCAAAUUUUAUUUAUUUUUUUGCUCUUAUUUAUUAUCAUUUUAUAAUCUUACAUCUGCAAUCAUGGGAGCAGCAGGUUACGGAUAUUAUCGCACCGUUAUAUUCAUCUCUAUGUUUGUGGGAUACAUGCUUUACUACUUCAACCGGAAGACUUUUUCCUUUCUGAUGCCAUCCGUGAUGGAGGAGAUUGAGCUGGAUAAAGAAGAGCUUGGACUGAUCACCAGCAGUCAGACUCUGGCCUAUGCUAUCAGUAAGUUCAUCAGCGGAGUGCUUUCAGACCGGAUCAGCGCUCGCUGGCUCUUCUCCAUCGGCCUCUUCAUUGUUGGUACCAUAAACAUCGCCUUCUCCUGCUCCUCCACGGUCAUGCUGUUCACCGUGCUUUGGUUUGUGAAUGGAUUCGGUCAGGGCUUCGGCUGGCCACCGUGUGGAAAGGUGCUCCGGAAGUGGUUUGAACCGUCUCAGUUUGGGACGUGGUGGGCCAUCCUAUGCUGCAGUAUGAAUCUGGCAGGUAGUCUGGGCCCCAUCAUCACUACAGUGCUGGUCCAGUAUUAUGACUGGAGGGUCAUCAUGUCCGUGUCUGGGCUGAUCUGCAUGGCCGUCGCUGUUGUUUGCCUUCUGAUGGUCAAAAACGAGCCCAGUGACGUCGGGCUGCCCAGCAUUCAGCCUGGAGCUAAAAAGGGCAAGGGGAAGAAGGGAGGCCCUAAUGAUGAAAGCAGUCUAAAGGAUUUCCUGCUGUCUCCUUACCUGUGGGUUCUGUCUGCCGGAUACCUGGUUGUGUUUGGGGUAAAGAUCGCCUGCACUGACUGGGGUCAGCUGUUCCUCAUGCAGGAGAAAGGCCAGUCUGCCAUGAUGGGCAGCUCGUACAUGAGUGCGCUGGAAGUUGGUGGGUUUUUUGGCAGCAUUGGAGCUGGUUAUCUGUCUGACAGGGCUGUUGCUAGGCAAGGGCUGGGUGUUUAUGGCAAUCCUCGUCAUGGGCUGCUCCUGAUGAUGAUGGCAGGGAUGGCUGUGUCCAUGUACCUCUUCCGGGUUACCAUCACACCAGAAACCCCAGAGGAAGCACCGCUGUGGGUUCUGGCUCUACAUCCAGUUUCAGUCCUCACUGGUGUCUCGGAGAAAGAGCUUUGGAUUCUGAUUCUUGGUGCUGCAUUUGGAUUUUCCUCAUACGGACCAAUCGCCUUGUUCGGAGUGAUUGCGAGUGAAAGCGCCCCAUCCAACUUCUGCGGGACGUCCCACGCCAUUGUAGCUCUGAUGGCAAAUGUUGGUGCAUUCAUUGCCGGCCUGCCAUUCAGUACCAUUGCCAAACGCUACAGCUGGGACACAGCAUUCUGGGUAGCAGAGGUCUCCUGCGCCAUAACCACAGUUUGUUUCUUCUUCGUCCGUAACAUGCGCACAAAAAUGGGCCAUGUGCCUAAAAAGAUGGACUAAUCCUCUUAUUAAAUCCAAUCAGAGAGCCCUGCCAAUGUGAGAGCACUCGGACAGGACAUUUACAUGCCAGUGAAGCAUUAAUGUAUAUUUUUAUCACGCAUCUCCAUUCGUUUUAUUAUUAUAAUAAUAUUUGUUUCUCAAGCUUAUUCGGCAGCAAUAUCAGACAUUAUUUUAGAGAUAAACCUUUUGUUACUGUAAAAACAGAAAUGUUUACACACUUUUUGAGCACGGAGAGCUGUUUACUUUCUUAGUAUUUAUUAACAUGAAUCAUUUCACACGAAUGUUGUUUGAUUCGCGUACGAUUGUCCAGUGUUUAAGUUACAUUUCAAGAGCUUUGGUGUUGAAAUGAGCUUAAAUGUACUGUAUUGUUGUUUUGCACUUGAAACAUCUGUCAUUUUGUCACCAGAAUAAGUGGUUUUGUUUGUUUCAGCACAUGUCAUCAAUUCAAACAAGUCACAUGAAACCAGCAGUAUAAUAUAGAAUGUAUAAAAGUGUAAAAAUGUAGUAUAAAAGUUAAUUGUAUGUGUACUUAUUGUUGCUUAUGUGUCAACAGGAUUAUUUUAAAUACUGAA
Molecule: messenger RNA, 2703 nt
Organism: Danio rerio (zebrafish)
Lineage: Eukaryota; Metazoa; Chordata; Actinopteri; Cypriniformes; Danionidae
Gene: slc37a4b
Product: solute carrier family 37 member 4b
Biological process (GO): transmembrane transport
Cellular component (GO): endomembrane system; membrane
Molecular function (GO): transmembrane transporter activity
Source: RefSeq, marked provisional